Gaeumannomyces tritici R3-111a-1 is the source of this 441-nucleotide messenger RNA. RefSeq lists its product as hypothetical. Lineage: Eukaryota; Fungi; Ascomycota; Sordariomycetes; Magnaporthales; Magnaporthaceae. The coding region runs from base 1 to 441 and encodes 146 amino acids. The record is from RefSeq and is a predicted model, not a curated record. The transcript has a single exon.
AUGGCUCAAUCACUCAACACCGAAUGGGUUGCUCUAUGGCUUUCCUCAAUCGACAGCGAAGGGAUGUCGACUGGAAGCUCAACAACAACAACAACAAGGGAGAAUAGUCCUACACGAUACGAACCAUAUAAACAGCCGGAGCUAAACCCUCUCCGAAGUGCCCUCUGGGAUCAGCCGUUCGGGUUUCCGGGCGAUGCCCCAGAACCGGACCCGGCCACAUCUGAAAACCACAGUGGAGAAAGCACAGAUCCGCCGCUCGGGUUUCCAGAAGAUACCACAGAACUGCACCCGGAAAUAGACGUCAGCGAUUCCGAUGGAGAAAUCACAAACAGCUUGCCGGAUACAGCCCCUCCUAGAAGUGUUUCAGAAGCCUUGUUCGAUGGAACCGAGAGCGACACUGCUAGCGGCUCAGGUUCCGGAGGCGAUGACCUAUGGGACUAG